AUGAGAACGCUAUGCUGCGUUAGGCUGCCCAACAUCCAGAACCGGUUUAUUAUAUCGAGACUAUUUUUACCGGCAUAUCCAUCGAUUAAAGUCCAUCCAUCAUUAUUUCGAUCUUCAUCGACUUGGUCAGAUGCUACCAGGACGAUGCCGCCGUUAUCACCAGACGCAACGAAAGCAAUUGCACGGCUUCGAGCAUAUGCGCCCCCUCCAACAAGCUAUGACUCUGUCCCGCUCAGUCGGAGAGCGGCUGUGCUACUUCUUCUCUAUGCCGAUCCAAACGGAGAUUUAAAAGUGGUGCUUACUAUUCGUGCCAAGACACUCAGUUCUUGUGAGCUAUCUGAUUUCCUUUUUUCCCCCGUUUUUGCCCUCUUUGUGCUACUUGCUGGCCAUGCGGCUUUCCCUGGUGGAAAAGCCGAUACAAUCGAGGAAACUGCGUUUGAAACCGCGCGACGCGAGGCCGCCGAAGAGAUCGGCCUCCCAGAUAUCGGACAGCCAUUACUCUCACCUUUCCGGGUCGAGCACAUUUGCGAAAUGCCGGCGAACCUCGCUCGAAACGAGCUUGUUGUACGACCCUGUGUAGCGUUGCUGCACUCGUACGACGCGCAAACGGGCAAAACUGCCGAUCCGGAAACAGCGUUGAUCCCGCGGCUGGAUGCCAAAGAAGUGGCUGCCGUUUUUACGGCGCCGUUUCAUGACUUUUUGAAACUGAAGAAUGAUGGCGAACGUGGCCAGGCGGAAGAUGACUGGUACCACGGAUCCUGGACGUACUGGCACGAGACUGACUGGCGAAUGCAUCAAUUCCACGUUCCCGUGUCAGAGAAAAAUGUCACUAAACCGCGAAACACCCGCCACCAAAGCCAAACCACCAACGCUGCCAUUGAGCAGCUCGAAGAACGCGAACGCUCAGGCGAUCUGACAAGCUACCUGGUCUUUGGCAUGACGGCACGCAUCCUGGUGGACGCGGCGCGGCUGGCGUAUGACGAGGAGCCGGAAUUUGAGCACAAUGGCCACUUUGGCGACGAGGAGAUUAUUAACAAGCUCCGAAGAAUCGGCAGACUCGAUGCUGUCAAGAGGCCUGGAGACGAGCUAACUCGCGAAACUAUGCAAAAGGCGGCGAAGCUCAGUUGA
This is a messenger RNA of Talaromyces rugulosus, 1128 nucleotides long. RefSeq lists its product as uncharacterized. The coding region runs from base 1 to 1128 and encodes 375 amino acids. Gene Ontology annotation, molecular function: coenzyme A diphosphatase activity; acetyl-CoA hydrolase activity. The record is from RefSeq and is a predicted model, not a curated record. The transcript is spliced from 5 exons. Lineage: Eukaryota; Fungi; Ascomycota; Eurotiomycetes; Eurotiales; Trichocomaceae. Gene Ontology annotation, biological process: coenzyme A catabolic process.